CUGGACACAGUUGAAUUCUGCAACUCAAAGUAUUCGCAACUUCAGCAAAGAUGACUUCUAAGAGGUGUUUGGCUCUGCUGCUGCUGCUGGUCAGUUGCCUGGCAGCUCUGGCGACUGCUCGGCUGGACUUCCCCGAAGCAGGACCUGGCUCUCCCAGUGUCCGGAUAAUACGUCGCGAGCGUUCGCCCCAGCAUGGCUCGGUGGUGGUGACGGCCAGCAAGGAUCAGGCCGGCCGCCAGGCGGGCGUUCAAUACAAUCACAAUCUCUAUACCAGUCGUGAUGGGCGUGGCAGCAUCGAUGCCUACGCGAAUGCCAAUAGAAACUUUGACCAGAAUCGCAAUAAUUUCGGUGGCGGCGUGCAAGGCAGCUGGCGUUUCUAAUAAACGAUAUUCAACGAAUUCAUAUGAUCGACGAUAAUAAUAAAGUGCAAAUAGAUAUAGAAGAGCCGUGACUAUUUACUUAAAUCGGAAUUGUGUCAGAGAAUCGUGAUUUAUGUUCCAACUGCUAAUUUCUGAUUUGGAAAAAGUCCACAGAUUAUGCUGAGAGGUCUCUCUGAGGGCAUUCCUCUGAUAAGAAAGUCUGAGAUGCAUGGAACAUAAAAUAAAUGGAAUAUAAGUCUAUA
Messenger RNA from Drosophila navojoa, 622 nucleotides. RefSeq names its product elevated during infection (gene edin). Lineage: Eukaryota; Metazoa; Arthropoda; Insecta; Diptera; Drosophilidae. The record is from RefSeq and is a predicted model, not a curated record.